Anopheles moucheti is the source of this 3010-nucleotide messenger RNA. RefSeq lists its product as uncharacterized. NCBI's taxonomy places the organism in Eukaryota, Metazoa, Arthropoda, Insecta, Diptera, Culicidae. The coding region runs from base 1 to 2856 and encodes 951 amino acids. The transcript has 8 exons. The record is from RefSeq and is a predicted model, not a curated record.
AUGAGCUAUCUGCAGUCGAAGGGAGGCGUCACACCGGGCAGCUACUACGACGGCAUGAUGUUGGCCGGUGCGGCCGAUUAUUAUGGCGGCGAGAAGUACAUACGGCCCGACAUUAGCUUCGAAUCGACACACGAUCUGUACACGCAGGCCCAGCUGCAACGUGCACAGGAACUGAACCUACAGCAGCACUAUCAGCUGCAAAACAUCGAUCGCAGCUUGGCAACGAUGCAGGACCAGCAACCGCAGGAUGCUUCCCCCCAAUCGCCCAUGAUCGGCAGGGGUGGCAUGGAGACGAAGUGGGCCUCGACGCCAACGGCUGGUGGUAAUGAUACGGCGGGAUACUUGAAUGGGCGCAUGAAGAACGAAGGCUCCAGCGAGCGGUUGGACACGAAGAAUCUGAUCCGAACGGCCGAAGGAAACCGUAAAGCGGACAGUUUGGCUAGAUUGGAUGCACUCAAGCAACAGUUGACCGAGCUGGAAAAACAAUACGAAAAGGAAAAACCGUUGAUCAAUUUGGUCGACAAUAUGGUUAAGCUGGGCAGCUUAUACCGUGGCCCGAUCGGUGGUAAGAAGCAGCUACAGUCACCCGAGUCUGCCACACUGGAUCGAUUGGAGUUCAACCAAAGGAUGCAAGAGCGACGUUUGUUGCAGGAAGAGCAGCGUCAAUGGGACCGAACCAGCCCGAACCACGUGGAAUUACAGUCGAAAGUGCAACAGCUGUACCAGAUCGAUAAACUGAUGCAGGAAGAGUCGGGCACCCUGCAGGCAUUGCAAAGGGAUAAAGAAAAUUUGGAAAAAGCCCUUGCUAUGUUGAAAACAAAGGUUUUAAAUCGCGAAAGUGGAAACAUGCCGAUGGCCAUGGAUACAGCCAGACAGCAGCAGCAUACGCUGGAACGCGAAUUAACACGUGUGCAUCAGUUGCUGGCAGCGAACUCAAAGAAACUGGAGAAAACGGUAUCCACAAACGCACGAUUGGAACAGGAACUGCUGGUCUUGCGCCAAAAGCUUCAAGCGACCCGUGAACAUCGUUCAAUGCAAUCCGUGUUUGAUUCAGCGUCCGCGAUCGAUCACCAGUACAUGCCCGGCUCGGUAACUGCUGUGCUGGAAUCCGAAUUGAAGCGAGCCAAGCUGUUGGUAGGCGAUAUGCAACGUCAGCGCCAGGAGCUUGGACAAGCCGUACGUCAGCUAACGUCGUACAGCGCUGCCGAUACCAAUGGCUCUCAAAUGUUGGACCACCUUCACGCCGAUGAGCAACAUUUGCAGUUACCGCCGGAACAGCGAGAGCAACAAUCGAUGGGAUCAAAGCACAAGCGAAGUUACUCAUCCUCCUGGGUAGAGACGGAUCUGGAUUCUAUGGCCGGGAAAGAGUCAUCAGCACCCACCAACAGCCAUCGGGCACUAUCCUCUUCGUCAUCGAGCGUUCUGACGAUAGACGAUGAGAUGCAGAACCUAUUCCUUCCCAGCAGCCGCAGCAAAGACCCAAUGGAAGGGAUGGAAUCGAUGGAUGAACUGUACGCAGCUGGAUCUGCGUACGGCUAUGGUGCCGGUACGAUGAAUGCUGCCGACAAGCAGGAAAUUAAAACAGUUCGCAUCGUAAAACGCGAAUCCGAGCGUCGGACGCGAGACAAGGAGAAGAACGAUCGUAAUCUUGCGCUGAGCCUGGACCAGGUGCUCGAGGAGGAGGCACAACUGAUGGAAGAUUACCAGCGCUCCAAAUCGUUACCAAGAGGAUACGAAACGCAUGAGUUGUUUGUGCAGAGCCACGAGGCCCUCGGUGGUGAGGGGGUAAUGGGCGGCGCAGCAACCACGAUGGAUGGAAGCAGGUUGAUGAACGAUUACUAUAGCAGCGUGGUGGCAUCGGCGAACGGGAACAGUUAUCCCGUGUCGUUGAUCGAUCGUCAGGCCGAUCUUUACACCGGUCACUUUGAGACAGGGUUGCAGUCGAAGUACAUCACCAAUGAGAUGAAUAGCGGCGGAGGUGUUGGUAGAUCGUCGGGAUUGAGCAAUUCGUAUCAGGCCAAUUCCUAUCUCACUAGCGGAAAUGCAGGAAUUUCGGCAAGUGCUUUAGGAGGCUUGAAACGAAAAACGGAAUCCAUCCAAAGUCUCACUAAUACCGAUGCGGAGCUAGAUCCGGUGUUUCAGAGCGAGGCCGCAAAGCAAAUUAUUAACGAGAUGGCGACUGGAACGAACAUGGCUGUGGGUGAGAAUAGUGGCGAUUCGUCGGGCAGUGGAGAAACGAAACCUCCCGCAAGCAAAGAUGAGCAGCAGUAUCAGCAGCAGCAACGCCAGCAGGCACAGCAAAAUCGCCAGCGCCGAGCCGUCCCGAAGGAGAAACGUCGGCAUCAUACAGCUCCGCAUCACGUGAACGCAAAAUCGAUCGAACUGAUGCACAGCGAAAACGAUAUGAAUAAAAAUAACGUUAACUGGAGAGCGCGUGACGAUGUUGAUCUUGAGGUGACGAUACGGCCACGUUCUAACGCACCGGAUGUGGUGCGAUCGGCGCUUGGACCACGGGAAAAAAUUUCCGAACACACCAUCGACAAAUUGCUGGCCGCGCCGAGUAAGAUUCUCAUCCCCGAACGCUACGUUCCGGAACAGACGCCCGAACUGUCACCGGAGGAGAAACGACGUCGGCAGGAAAAGGUGGAAGCAAUUAAGAAAAUGCUCUCAGACACUCCGAUUGGAGGUGGUGCCGGUAGUAAUGAAACCGGACCUAAUCCUGUUCCGAACGCGGAAAAGAAGCAACGUGAACAUCUGAUUCAACUCAAUCAAAUUCUCGCCCAGCAAGUGAUGCAAAUGAGCAAGAUUGUGGCAGGCAACCCAAACCAUCAUUCAGCCACUAAUGCACAAAAGUAGUUAGGAUGGGCUUGCCUUUGCAUGUGCGUUGAAUGAUGCAGCAGUAGCGUGUUGCGUGUGAAUGUGUGUCUGCAUUUAAGAGCUUGAAACACCUCUAUAUACAGAUUGAUGUGCACGUAUACAUUACCGUGUGUGUGUGCAUCACCGAAGCUCU